GAGAACGAGAAGAGAAUGACGUCACUGACGCCAUUCCCGUGCUCCCUCGAACGCACUGCUGCUUCUGCUCUUCUCCUCCUCUCCGCCCGGCCUCCCUCUCUCUCUCCUCCGCUGCCUUGCGAGGACGUCGCCGUCGACCCGAUCAAAGAAGGGAGCGCUGGCUCCGGCUCGACGCUGAGCUUGGAUUCGGCCGAUUCCAAGUCGUGCUUGUCGUCAAAGACCAGCGACGUCUCGCCCGAGGGCUUUCAGGCGCGCCAGCUGCGGAUCAUCGCCGUCGCCGCUCGUUUCCAUGAGUUCAAGCUCCAGGUAGCCCGAAGAGCUCGCUCGAAGAUCAUCAAGAUCUCUGAUGACUGGAAGUCCAACACCUGCAAGACUGUGUCGACGUCUUCAUCUGAAUUUGAAUCGACAAAGGCGGCUUCAGGUAUAACUAGCACGUCCAGCGAAGGUUCAAGCGCUCAAAAUUUUGGAGUCCAAAAAUUCAAGAAGAAGCGUGAGGAGGCUCAUUGUGAAGUGCUCAGUCGGAAGCGACCAGGUGCAACACACAUGCGCCGUCGAGCUGAUGCCAUCCUGAACUUCCUCUCUGAAGGUUGUGCCUCUGAAGUGAAGAUCCGUCAAGUUCUUGGUGACAGCCCUGACACCAGCAAGGCUCUCAGAAUGUUGCUUAAGCUAGAUGAAGUCAAAAGAUCAGGUACAGGAGGAAGGCACCACCCCUAUAUUUACGAGGUCAUGCGAAGGGAGUAGCGGAAAGGUAUAGCAGGUUAGACUGCGUAGCAGGAUGACAUAUAGUAUAUUUCCUCUGACAUGAGACCCAGUAAAUAUCCUAUCAAUAAAGAGAUAUUCAUCCUCCUGUAUAUAGAACUGGACCAUAGGCGGCAAAAUUAAUUUGGUGACAGACUUCAGAGCUAUUCAUUUUAUGUGCUUGUCUCAUUUUGGGAUGAUGUUAGAGCUGGAGAAUAAGUUGAAUUGGUAGCAGAAGUAUUAGUUCAUCUGAUAGUUACAUUCAUAUAUUGGACACUCAACCAGUGGGAACAGCAGUGCUGAUUUAACGUCCACAUUUGUUGGAUAGUUCUGUCAAACUAAGCACUCUUCAUUGUGCAAUUAAGAAAGAGGUCAGUAUCCUAGCGGCCAAUGAAAUAGCAGAUUGUUUCGUACUUUCUGUUGUGAUGCGAGGUGUUGAAGCAAUACGAUUUGAAAAUUACCUACUUUGGUUUCCAAAUGCAUGCCAUUCCUGUCCAGAUAAUGUACAAUUAAGAGUCUGAUAUACCUACAUUAGACUGCUUCGCCAAUACUGUGCUUCAUUCUAGAGGACCGUCACAGAACCAUUCUCGUGUAGAAACACCACUCUUGUGGAAAGAUCUGCAGUGAUACCUAGUUAAUUUCCCCUCGAAAAUACUCAGCUGCAAUAGCGUUUGUCAUGAAAGUUCGAUCCCAUUCUACGUCUCUCCUCCUCCGCAAAGCUCCUCCAGGAAUUCAUGGUUACGGAAUUCCUCUGGUCAAAGGUUCUGUUCCAUCGUCUUGAUAAGAAAUUGAAUAUAUGUUCAUUCGGCAAAAGAAACGUUUGAGAAAUGUAAUGCAAUGUUGGGUGAGUAUUCUUUUACAGUUAGCCACCGGUCUACGUCUAGUUUUCGAAGCAAAGCAUGCGAGCUUUUGGGACAUUGGCCUCUUGCCGUCGUUAAUGGAUAGAUUUUCUAAGUCUUGUUUCUUUUGAGUGAAUCCUAAUCUGUCCUCCUUUGCUUCAUGGCUCUAGGUUAUCUGAUUAUUCUGGUCUUAGGAAGUUAAGACGUAGCGUAGUCAACUGGCAAACAAUCGCAGUCUUUUAAAGCAAGCCGACCGCGUCAAGCAAAUGGAUCGAUGCAAUCACGACUCCAGACCUCCCCAUUCCCAUCGUCCUUCACUUAAUUUGUCCAUGCUUCAUUCGAAAUUGUGUUUCGUCCACAACAAAAAGGGAACAAAUUGAUAAGAGUUUAAGAAAAAAGUUGCUGAUGAGGUAUAUUGAUUUUCCUAUUAGAGAAUAUUGUUAGAGAUAUUAUUAGAUAUUAAUAAUAUUAUUUGUUAUUUUAUUUAUUAUCUAAGAUAGCUAAUUCCCUUGCAUGUGGAUAUUGUACGGGUAUAAAUACCUUUAUCUAAAAAAGUAAAGUGAAUCCAAUUGGCUAAGAUGUAGUCAUUAUUAUCUUCUCUGUCUCACUCCUCUUAAAGAUCUUAGAAUAUUUAUAUUUGCUUGCUAAUUUUAUGUUAGUAAAUAUCGAGAAAAGAGGACUACAAUUUAAAUGUCGAAAUUAAUUGAACAUUUUUUAAU
Messenger RNA from Rhodamnia argentea, 2296 nucleotides. RefSeq lists its product as uncharacterized. Lineage: Eukaryota; Viridiplantae; Streptophyta; Magnoliopsida; Myrtales; Myrtaceae. The transcript has 5 exons. The coding region runs from base 16 to 741 and encodes 241 amino acids. The record is from RefSeq and is a predicted model, not a curated record.